Messenger RNA from Aphanomyces invadans, 1322 nucleotides. RefSeq lists its product as hypothetical. The record is from RefSeq and is a predicted model, not a curated record. Lineage: Eukaryota; Oomycota; Saprolegniomycetes; Saprolegniales; Verrucalvaceae. Bases 80 to 706 code for a protein of 208 amino acids. Gene Ontology annotation, molecular function: protein C-terminal S-isoprenylcysteine carboxyl O-methyltransferase activity. Gene Ontology annotation, cellular component: membrane; endoplasmic reticulum. Gene Ontology annotation, biological process: C-terminal protein methylation. The transcript has 2 exons.
UGCAGGCAAACACACUUGCGGCGUGUGUCCACCGCGCUCCGAUCGGCGCAAGUGACGCCCACCUCCGACGGCGUUCACGAUGGUGUCGAUCCAAUUCACUUCCGACGUAGGCCUGGGGAAGGUGGCUGUUGCUGGUUUCGGUCUGGGGUUCGUCAUGGCAUUGCACAUUUGUCUCUUCGUGUGGGCGUGCUGGUGGACCGACGACUGGGUGUACAGACAUGCGGUGAUUCAGUGGUCCUUGUACGUCGUCUGCCUGGCAUUCUUCCACUUCUCUGAGUUCAUCAGCACGGCCGCGUUCAAGCCAGGGUUUGUCAGCUACGAAUCAUUCCUGUUGAAUCACAGCGAUGCAUAUCACUUGGCCCUCGCCGCGGGAUGCGUCGAGUUCUGGCUCGAGUCGUACUUCUUUCCCGAGCGCAAAUACCUCCACCAAGUCGCAACGAUCGGUCUCUUCCUCAUCGUGAUGGGUGCGAGCUUCCGCGUCGGCGCAAUGUGGACAGCCAAGUCCAACUUCAGCCACCGCAUCGAAGUUGCCAAGCGAAAGGAGCACACGCUGGUCACGCACGGCGUGUACAAGUACAUUCGGCACCCGUCGUACUUUGGCUGGUUCUACUGGAGCAUUGGGAGCCAGGUCUUUUUAUGUAAUCCGGUGUGCACGGUCGCGUACACAGCAGCAUCGUGGAGCUUCUUCAAGGAUCGGAUCCCGUAAGUUGUCCUAUCGCCUUGUCAUCGUGGUGUGGACAGACGACGUUGUGUAGAUACGAAGAAGAACUCCUACACGAGUUCUUUCCAACACAGUACCCGCCGUACAAGGCGCGCACGUUCAGCGGCAUUCCUUUUGUGUGAGACCAUUGUUGCGUGCCACACGGAAAUGCUUCUAGGUCGUGUGUUCAAUCUAUCAACAGUCCUUAUCGCAUCUUCUUCCUUCGCUCAACAGAUUCGUCGAGGUUCACAACGAUUCGAGGCGAAAGAUAUGAUUCUCGUGGCGCGUCGAGCCAUCCGCGCGUUCAGAUGGAAGAUCAGGAUGAGCGGCGGUGCCUGGUAAUUGCCGCAGGCACGUGAGCGAUCGACAUGCGGUCCCUUGCUCGCAGCGCAGAGUUGAUUCCAUGAUUUGCCAGAACAUUUCGUUGGCGAAUGGAUAGGUCAGAGACCAGUGCCUGGCUCAAUAGGAUCGGAGUUGAGAUGGUUCAGGCCAGUGUCCGUUCCAAGCCCUCAACACCCACGGUGGACUGCUUCAAGCAUGCCACCCCGAUCGAAUGCUUCCAGGACAACCCGUCCAUGCAGAGGUUUCGAAAGGAGGAGAGGUUACACCGCGUUGGCCUGGC